Messenger RNA from Cantharellus anzutake, 1068 nucleotides. RefSeq lists its product as uncharacterized. The transcript is spliced from 11 exons. NCBI's taxonomy places the organism in Eukaryota, Fungi, Basidiomycota, Agaricomycetes, Cantharellales, Hydnaceae. The record is from RefSeq and is a predicted model, not a curated record. Bases 1 to 1068 code for a protein of 355 amino acids.
AUGGCACGCAACUUCCGUUCAACUAUCUUUUCCAUUAUUCUCCUGUGCUUGUUGAGAGUUGAGAAGACUUUUGCUCAAAGCUCCAACGUUACCUGUCUCCCUUCUUAUAGCUGGGCAUCAAACAGCAAAAGCCAAAACCCAUGUAUCGUCGCUGCAAUCCUGCAGACAGUCUGCAAUGAUGGGGUUUUCACUGUCAACAGCCUUCCUGAUGGCUAUCACUACAUCGGCCCAAGGCAGAAUGAUCCGUCCACUCAAAAUGUUUGCAUCUGUAGCACGCCCGUAUACGAGCUUAUGUCCGCGUGCGCCGAUUGCCAGAAUAGGACAUUCAUAAGUUGGUCUGCUUGGAGUCUAUAUUGUACAAACUUCCCCGGUAUCCAGGAAGGGAUCUAUAAUUCUUCGAUCCCACGGUCAACAGCGAUUCCUCAGUGGGCGUUCGAAAAGCCUUCGCAAAAUAAUGACCUAUACAACAGCACCCUUGCGAAGCAAAUUGGGGACUCUCCGGAAAGCACAUUCGUACCAUCGUCCACGGAAUUCAGUAGUAGUACCUUGGCGGGAACCACAACUGGGACACCGACCCUUUCAACGAGCUUCUCGCUUCCCUUUACUGUUUCGACAAGUACACCCGCAGGGAGUGGCGGGGGAAGCAAGACGAACGUAGCAGCCAUAGCUGGGGGUGUUGGUGGAGGCGUGGUGGGUAUCGCGCUAAUAGCUGGUCUAGCGUACCUCCUUCUCCGUAACCGCGGACCUCCUGAGGCCAGGCCCGAUCCAAAUGCCUAUCAGGGCACCCUCAACAACACUACCGACACUACUUUCAAUGGCGACCCAGCCUUCAACGGUGCUCCGACCUACAACCAGCGCGCACCGGGUUUCAUAACCCCACCCAUGCAGGGGCUCAAUGAAGGCCCAAUCUUUCCGGGUCCCAACCAGGGCGUGACUAUACCAAUGCGGGAGCCCUAUACCAACCUGGGUGUAAUGGGCUUCGUGCCUCCACCCGUGCAGGAGCAACCUCAGUUGGCGCAUCAACAGCCUCAGAUGGCCCCGCUGUACACUGGGGGGACCGGCCGAUGA